This is a messenger RNA of Prorocentrum cordatum, 789 nucleotides long. NCBI's taxonomy places the organism in Eukaryota, Dinophyceae, Prorocentrales, Prorocentraceae. The record is from the annotation of a GenBank genome assembly.
AGCCGUUGGCUCGAGCUGCCGUGCACGCUCGGGCUCCAACCCGCCGCGGACAGCGGGUGCGACGCGCGCGCGCGUGCGCGCGGGCGCCGUGUGCGCGCGCGCGGGCCGUCGGGCGCAUGGCCUCCGGGGAGGCUGGCGCCUUUGUAUUGAGGGGCCAUCGGCCCGUCACGCAUGGCCCCGCACGAGUUCAACGUGGUGCGGGAGGGGCUGGCCACCACCGAGGACCAGACUCGCUGGACUCUGUUUUCGCCAGCUUCCUGUCCAGCCCAGGGUGGAGGGAGAUGGAGACGCGGACCUCCCGGCGCCUCUGCGACCAGUACACCUUUGACGGCGGCCGCGACUCGCCCCCGCCCCCGCACCUCGCCUUUGCCCACGGGUUGGUCCAGAGGCUCAUGGGCCGGGUCCAGCAGGGCCUGGUGGACGACGAGGUCGUGCCCAUGUCUCUCUUCUGCAACCUGUACGAGGACGGCGAAGACUCCUGCCCCAGCCACGUCCACGACUGCCGGCAGCUCACGAUGUCGCUCGGGGCGGAGCGCACUCUCACGGUGGAGGGCCGCCCGGUGUGCAUGAGGCACGGCGACGUUGUCAUCCUGGACGGCGAACGGCACGGAGUGCCGAGGCAGCCUGGCGGGGCCAUGCCGCGGGUCUCGAUCAACCUCUUCUUCACGACGGCCCGGGACCUCGCGUCGCGGGAGGUCAGCGUCAACCACCAGGCUGGCGGGGCCUACGGGCGCGGCCGCGGCCGUGGCCGCGGCCUCGGCGCGGCCCCGCGCGGCAGCGGCGGCGGCG